CUCGCGAAUGAAAAGUACUUCCGGGUCAGUUGUCCUUUCGCGUGUAGUUGGGUUGCUAAACUGUACCAUGCGUAAUUAACUAAUAACUAACUACUUCUGUAUUAUGAGUACUCAGAGGGGUAACGCGUCUCGUUCGCGAGGCCAAAAGUACCAGAACACCGUCGCCUUCAAGAAUGACAAAUACGGAGCGAGUGUGCAAGUCAAGAAGGCCAACUCCAAAAUCCACGAUGGACUAUGUCAACACUGCAAGGGUGUUCUCGAGUGGAAAGUCAAGUACAACAAAUAUAAAUCUCUAACACAGCCACGGAAAUGCAUCAAAUGUUCUCAGAAGACUGUGAAGGAUGCUUAUCAUGUCAUUUGUAAACCCUGCUCUCUUCAGCUGGAAAUAUGCUGCAAGUGCGGGAAAAAAGAAGACAUUGUCAUCCCAGUCAACUCUCAUCUGGACCAAAAAGAAGAGGACAACGAUAGCAAAGAAAAAGGCAAAAAGGACAUGGACAAUGAUGAUGAUGAUGAUGAUGAUGAAGACUUCAGUGACCCUGAGGAUGAAGAUGAAGUUAGUCAAUCAGUCACAAAGAUGACACCGUGCAAGUCUCCUCCGCUUCCAGAUGUGUCUCGAGUAAAACUCACAUAGUAAAUGAUUGCACGAGUGGAGUGUCCUGUCAUCUCAUCUCAUUUGUUGAUAAUCGAAUGUAGCUUACUUCAAGUCGUCUUACCACAGCCGGUUUGCGCAACACACCGGUUCUCAUUUUUCUCGCUUUCAUUUGCGAUCGUUUGCAUUUCUGAUGCUUUGGCGUGCCAAGGAUCCAGUGCAAUAGCAUCAGACGUCACCCUCACACAUGUCUUUGCAUUUGAACGUCGGUUGACCUGCAUCGAGCUUGUUCUAACUCAAGGAUCACCGACCUUUUUGAAACGGAGAGCAACUACUUUGGAACUCUCUUGGUGUUAUUUCAAUGAUGCCGCAAUGUAGAGAACAGUUUCAUAUGAAUCUGCAACAUUUUAGAGCCAAAUCGGUGACUAAUGUUCUACCCUGUGGUAAUAUUUGAACACAUUGGCAAAAUUAUAUAACAUGUCACUAAUCCAUUCACCCAACACUGUGACCAAGAUAUCCUUUUCCACCUUUUUUGCACUUGAUAAAGAAAGAACAGUCCAGCUGCAAAAGUCACACAAAAAGUCACCCUGACAAAACAUAUUGCAAUACAAUUUACUUAUCAACUCAAUAAACAUGAAAGUAAAAGUUUCAAA
Molecule: messenger RNA, 1242 nt
Organism: Syngnathus typhle (broad-nosed pipefish)
Lineage: Eukaryota; Metazoa; Chordata; Actinopteri; Syngnathiformes; Syngnathidae
Gene: lg5h9orf85
Product: linkage group 5 C9orf85 homolog
Exons: 4
Coding region: 104-631 (175 amino acids)
Source: RefSeq, a predicted model, not a curated record